Messenger RNA from Penicillium angulare, 1608 nucleotides. Its product is annotated as GMC family oxidoreductase. Gene Ontology annotation, molecular function: oxidoreductase activity, acting on CH-OH group of donors; flavin adenine dinucleotide binding. The transcript has a single exon. NCBI's taxonomy places the organism in Eukaryota, Fungi, Ascomycota, Eurotiomycetes, Eurotiales, Aspergillaceae. The record is from RefSeq and is a predicted model, not a curated record. The coding region runs from base 1 to 1608 and encodes 535 amino acids.
AUGAGCGAAUCCUAUGAAUAUAUCAUCUGCGGCGGUGGUACUGUGGGAUGUGUUCUCGCGUGUCGGCUCUCUCAUGCCGGCCACAGUGUCCUAGUUGUCGAGGCUGGGCCAGAGGACUAUAACGAGCAAAUCAUGAGUCCUGUCGCUGCUCCACACCUGCACGGCACUCAAUUCGAAUACAACAUGAUGACGGUCAAGCAGCCAGGACUGGGAAAUCGUUCUGUUCCUAACCACGGAGGCAAACUUCUAUCCGGAUCUAGUGGCGUUAACUACGGUCUCUGGACACGCGGCCACUCAGUCGACUAUGACGCCUGGGCUGAGUUAGUCGGGGACAAUCGAUGGAGCUAUGAAAACAUGCUCAAGUACUUCAAAGCGACACAGACUCACCACGAUCCUAAUGGUAGUCCAGAGAAGUAUGGGUUUAGUGGCCCGAUCGCGACAACAGCUGCUGCUCGAAAAUACCCGCUUCGUGAAACCAUCCGCGAGGCAAUGCUGGCGGCCGGUCUGGAGUAUAACCCAGAUACAAACGGUGGCAGUCCCUUCGGCUUUGGCCCAUUCACAGAAAACUGGAAAGAUGCCCAGCGUCAACCAGCCAGCAAGGCGUACGACCUUUCAAAGGCUACCGUUUUGACAAACAGGGCGAUCGCUCGUAUUGAGUUCCAUGAAUCUAAGACGGCUACUGGUAUUGUUCUAUCCGAUGGAACGAAAUAUACAGCAACGAAGGAAGUUCUUGUCACAUGUGGUGCUCUCAAGACGCCUCAAUUGCUGAUGCUGUCUGGCAUUGGUCCCCGGUCGCACCUUGCGGAGCAUGAUAUUCCAACUAUCGCAGAUAUUCCCGUCGGAGAGAACUAUCACGAUAAAAUCUCAGCCACGUUCUUCUGGAAACUCAAGAACCCCGAGAACGGGUACGCACUAGGCUCUCCAGCUUUUAAUAAGCCCGAGUUUCGGCAUGGCAAUCCUAUGGAAUGGGUUGCGACAUUCCCUACUCCGCACGAGGAACUUGUCAAGGCCGCAGAGGUAGAUAAGCUCGAUCUAAAGGAUCCAUACCUCCAGGAACCCCGAGGCAAUGUCGAGGUGAUGAUAGCCUACGCACCAAUCGCUGGCGGGGGCUCCGAGUUCCGAGUUCCAAUUGACGGAAAGCACAUCAGUAGCCCUGUGGUGCUUCUCCUACCGACCAGUCGAGGCAAUAUUACGCUGGCUAGCACUGAUCCUAUGGCUGACCCGGUACUGAACCCGGACUAUCUCGGCACAGAGACAGAUCGUGCUGCGAUGCGUGCUGGCAUGCGGCUCGCUCUGCGGAUAAUGGAGGCUGACGUUGUGAGGGGUGUCGUCGAGGGCGAGACUCCGCCACCGGGUUACGAGCCACUUACUAGUGCAUGCAGUGAUUCGGACCUAGACCGGCGGAUGCAGAUUGUGGGGAGUAGCUUUUUCCAGAAUGGAGGCACGGCCGCCAUGGGUACAGUGGUUGACACCCAAUGCCGGGUGAAGGGCGUCCAAAAUCUGCGCGUUUGCGAUGCUAGUGUUCUUCCUGUGCCAGUGGCGGGUCAUUACCAGGCCCCGAUGUAUGCCUUUGGAGAAGCAGUGGCAGAUAUGCUGCUUGGACAGUAG